AUGCAAGGGCAGAAAUGGGCACUGGGAAGGAUCAUUGGCGGAUGGGAAGCUAAGCCCCACUCCAGGCCCUACAUGGCCUAUUUAUUAAUUGGAAGUGAGUCAGGUAGAUCUCAGUGUGGAGGGUUCCUACUUCGCCCAAAUGCAGUGCUCUCAGCAGCUCACUGUGUGGCUCGAAAAACGAAAGUGAAUAUCACUGUGACCCUGGGAGCCCACAACAUAAGUAAGAAAGAGCCGAGCCAGCAGGUAUUCCACAUUCGCCACUGGGUCAUCCACCCCAGCUAUUCAGGAGAUACCCUUGAAAAUGACAUCAUGCUGCUGAAGAGCUGGGGGAGCUGUGCUCUGACAUGUCUGACCCCUCCCACUCCUUUUACCUCACAGGGUGAUUCUGGUGGCCCAUUAGUCUGCAAUGGGAAGGCUCAGGGCAUUGUUUCUUAUGGACCCAAAUACGGCAUCUUCCCUAAAGUAUUUACCAGAGUGUCCUAUUUUGAGCCCUGGAUACGUGAAGAGCUGAGGAAGUUUGCGCUCCAAGACCUACCUGACUCUCCUUCCUCUGACUAA
Messenger RNA from Pygoscelis adeliae (Adelie penguin), 558 nucleotides. RefSeq names its product cathepsin G-like. The transcript is spliced from 4 exons. Bases 1 to 558 code for a protein of 185 amino acids. Gene Ontology annotation, molecular function: serine-type endopeptidase activity. The record is from RefSeq and is a predicted model, not a curated record. NCBI's taxonomy places the organism in Eukaryota, Metazoa, Chordata, Aves, Sphenisciformes, Spheniscidae. Gene Ontology annotation, biological process: proteolysis.